UAACUUCACUUAUAUGUUUAACAUUUAGAUAAAGUACAUAAAUAAGUAUUUGAGUUUAAAUAAUCAAUUGUACAAAAAAUUGAUAAUUUAAAGUGAAAAAAAUAAAUAAAUAAUUUCUUUCUCAUCGAUGAUGAUACGUAAACAUAACCUUUAAAUUUGUUAUAUAUGCUUUAAAUUCAUUGAUUAAAGGGUCGAUAAUAUGGCUAUUUUUCGGACAUUUGGAAAAUAUAUAAAGUAUUACAAACCAUUUAAUACAAGAAUGUUACUAAAUUAUCGAAACCGUUUUUUGUUUUAUUCGCCGUAUAAUUUUUCAACCUUGAAUGACAAAAAGUCACAAAGUCUUUAUCACUAUUUAUACUCGAAAAUUUUAGCCUGUGGACCUAUUACAAUUCAUGAUUACAUGAAAGAAAUUUUAACUCAUCCAACUGUAGGAUACUACAUGAAUAAAGACGUUUUUGGAAAACAGGGUGAUUUUACAACAUCACCAGAAAUUACACAAUUAUUUGGAGAAAUGAUAGCCACUUGGAUGAAAUAUGAAUCACAAAAGAUUUCUAAGGGUCCUUUUCAAAUAGUUGAAUUAGGUCCAGGUAGAGGAACUUUAAUUAGAGAUAUAUUAAGGGUGUAUAAACAAUUUAAAUCUCUAAAUAAUAUAUCAGUACAUUUAGUUGAAAUUAGUCCUACUUUGUCCUUGAUUCAGGCAAAGAAUUUAUGUAAAACAAUUACAGAAUAUGAUACAAAAAUUAAUGAAUCUAAAAGUAACCCUAUCAAUUACUAUAGAGAAGGUAUUACAGAAGAUGAGAUAAAAAUAUAUUGGUACAAUUCUAUUAAGGAUGUGCCUAAAAAUUUUAGUAUAUUUUUAGCGCAUGAAUUUUUUGAUGCAUUACCAAUUCAUAAAUUUCAGAAAACUGAUAGAGGCUGGUGUGAAGUUUUAGUAGACAUAAUUCAAGGAAGUAAUGAAGAGAAAUUUUGUUAUGUGUUAUCAAAUGCUCCAACACCUGCUACCUUUUAUAUAUCAAAUGAUGAAAAGAGAGAGCAUGUUGAAAUUAGUCCAGAAAGUUUAGUAAUAGUGGAUUAUAUAGCAAACUUUUUAUGGGAAUGUGGUGGAUUUGCUUUAAUUUGUGAUUAUGGCCAUAAUGGUGAUAAAACUGAUACUUUUCGUGGAUUUUCUCAACAUAAAAUACAUGAUCCACUAUUACACCCAGGAGCUGCAGAUUUAACAGCAGAUGUUGAUUUUGCAGCUAUUAAAAAAAUUGCAGAGAAAGAUGAUAGGUUAAUAACUUUUGGACCAGUAACUCAAUCAAACUUUCUACAAAACCUUGGAAUUGAUUUAAGAUUGCAAAUGCUCUUACAAAAUACUUCAGAAGAAGGAAGGAAGUCAUUACAAACGGGAUAUCAUAUGAUAAUGGAUGAAGAUAAAAUGGGAACACGUUUUAAAGUUUUAUCACUAUUUCCGUCUGUUUUAAAAGAAUAUUUCGAAAAAGUACCAGUAGCAGGUUUUUAUUAAACAUGAAGAUUGCAAUAAAAUGUUAUAUAUAUCGAA
Molecule: messenger RNA, 1540 nt
Organism: Bombus pyrosoma
Lineage: Eukaryota; Metazoa; Arthropoda; Insecta; Hymenoptera; Apidae
Product: protein arginine methyltransferase NDUFAF7, mitochondrial
Exons: 5
Coding region: 200-1504 (434 amino acids)
Biological process (GO): mitochondrial respiratory chain complex I assembly
Cellular component (GO): mitochondrion
Molecular function (GO): protein-arginine omega-N symmetric methyltransferase activity
Source: RefSeq, a predicted model, not a curated record